AGGGUGGGCCUUCCGGGCGUGUGUUUCCGGCGUCGGCGGCCUCGGCCGGGGACGGUGUGAGAGCGGUAAGAUGGCGGCUGCGGCGGUGGUGGAGUUCCAGAGAGCCCAGUCUCUACUCAGCACCGACCGGGAGGCCUCAAUCGACAUCCUCCACUCCAUCGUGAAGCGUGACAUUCAGGAGAAUGAUGAGGAGGCAGUGCAGGUCAAAGAGCAGAGCAUCCUGGAACUGGGGUCUCUCCUGGCGAAGACUGGACAAGCUGCAGAGCUUGGAGGACUGCUGAAGUAUGUGCGACCCUUCUUGAAUUCCAUCAGCAAGGCUAAAGCAGCUCGUCUGGUCCGAUCUCUUCUUGAUCUGUUUCUUGAUAUGGAAGCAGCUACAGGACAGGAGGUCGAGUUGUGUUUAGAGUGCAUCGAAUGGGCCAAAUCAGAGAAGAGAACUUUCUUACGCCAAGCUUUGGAGGCAAGACUGGUGUCUUUGUACUUUGAUACCAAGAGGUACCAGGAAGCAUUGCAUUUGGGUUCUCAGUUGCUGCGGGAGUUGAAAAAGAUGGAUGACAAAGCCCUUUUGGUGGAAGUACAGCUAUUAGAAAGCAAAACAUACCAUGCCCUGAGCAACCUGCCAAAAGCCCGAGCUGCCUUAACCUCUGCUCGAACCACAGCAAAUGCCAUUUACUGCCCCCCUAAAUUGCAGGCCACCUUGGAUAUGCAGUCAGGUAUUAUCCAUGCAGCAGAGGAGAAGGAUUGGAAAACUGCAUACUCAUAUUUCUAUGAGGCAUUUGAGGGUUAUGACUCCAUCGAUAGCCCCAAGGCCAUCACAUCUCUGAAGUACAUGUUGCUGUGCAAAAUCAUGCUCAACACCCCAGAAGAUGUCCAGGCCUUGGUGAGCGGGAAGCUUGCACUUCGGUAUGCGGGGAGGCAGACAGAAGCAUUAAAAUGUGUGGCUCAGGCUAGCAAGAACAGAUCACUGGCAGAUUUUGAAAAGGCUCUAACAGAUUACCGGGCAGAGCUCCGGGAUGACCCAAUCAUCAGCACACACUUGGCCAAGUUGUAUGAUAACUUGCUGGAACAGAAUCUGAUCCGAGUCAUUGAGCCUUUUUCCCGAGUACAGAUCGAACACAUAUCUAGCCUCAUCAAACUCUCCAAGGCCGACGUGGAAAGGAAAUUAUCACAGAUGAUUCUUGACAAGAAAUUUCAUGGGAUCUUGGACCAGGGGGAGGGUGUCUUGAUUAUUUUUGAUGAACCCCCAGUAGAUAAAACUUACGAAGCUGCUCUGGAAACAAUUCAGAACAUGAGUAAAGUAGUGGAUUCCCUCUACAACAAAGCCAAGAAACUGACAUAGGUGAGUGCUGACUCCGGGACCCGGGCCCGGGCAGCGCUGUCUUCUGCCUGUCGAGACUGAAAGCCUCCUGGUGGCCUUGCGGCUUCCCCGAUUGACACUGCUCUGUCUUCUCUUGCAGAGUUGGAUCUGUAGCGGUCCUUUGGAGAGUGUGUGUGGCGGGAGAGUGAAACCUUUGGGGAAAAUGCUAGGAGAUUUUUUCUUUCUGUUCUACUUUUCGCUCAGAAAGUUUUUAAAUCCUCAUUUGGUGCAUCUGUAUUCCAGCCGAUAGGUGUGCCAGUUUUCAUGUAAUCUUUACUGGCCCAACUUGGGAGUGGGGAAAUUGCUUAAAAAAAGAAAAAAAAGAAAAAAAAAGGUUAUUCUAAAUAAAAGGAAAAAGGCUUACACUACCUAAAGCUGUGCUCUCUGCCUCCUGGGAGAGGGCCGCCAAGCCAGGCGCUCCGCCAGCCACUGGGGCUCCUAACCCACCCGCUGGGUGUCACCUCACCUCCUCUUCAGAAUUGGGUGUUCGCCUGACUAUCAAAGCAACGACUUUUUAUUCUGUUUGUACUGAACCAAAACAAACAACUGUGUAUAGACUGCUAUUUUCCUUUUUAUUUGAAAUGAGGCGUUUCGGUGUCCUUUCCCCUGCCAUGUGGCCCAUCCCCCCGCCCUCCCCCCAACAAUGGCUCCAGCAGACUGGCCGAAGGUCCCGCCGCCGCCACCGCCGCAGCAGCACCUGCACGGCUCCGCUCCAACCUGGGAAGGAAUGGGGACAUGGCCAGGAGCUAGUGUCACCAUGGCCACACAGGGAGCAGUGUGGGCCCUCAGGGGGCCUGCUGUGCAUGUGGCUCUUUUUAACACAGUAAACUAGAUUAGAUGUCAGUGUUUUAAUUGCCCCUCUCCUCUGCUCUUUUCUCUCUCCCCCUCUUUCCCCUUCUCUCAACCAGGAGACCAUCCCAUGUCUCUUCCUUCCUCCUUCCCCCCUCCAGGGGAGCCAGGCUGUCUGAAAUACUUCAGCUUCUCUCCCCAUCCCCCUGCUUCUCUCCUGCUGUCAGAUGGAUUUAUUCCUUUUUUAAACAGUGAACAUCGGAAAUGAGACUGUGGGGUGUGUUGUUGUUUGUUUUUUUUUUUUUCCUCCCAAUUUUUGUUGUUGGGUUUUUGAGCAACCUCAUGUCCCCUUCCCAGGGAGCUUUCUUUAUUUACCUCUUAGAAAUGGAACGGAUGGGAGGUAGAGCACUGUACUCCAGCAUGCUUUGUUUUAUGAUGAGAUUACAUAGCAAGGCUUUUAAUGCCAUUUGGGCAGGUAAGCUUCUGCACCUCUGUUGUGCUCAGCUAUAUUUUCUUCUUCCUCUCAUUCUUCUUUGUCUUCUUUUUUCCUCUCCCCCUCCUCCUGCCUCCUUCCUGCCUCCUUCCUGCUGGCCUCCUUGUAUCUUUCUUUCCCUUUGUCAGAUUAUCCUUCCAGGUUUUCGUAAUAAAUUUAUAUUUUGUAAAAGGAUUUUGUUGUACCAGGUUUUGCAUCCUCACUGAAUCUGACUGGCUUUUAUUUUCCUCUCCAAAAUCAGGUUUUUGUUCUCAACAUCUUUCCCCAUCAUGUCCAGUCACUGUUUUGGUUUUGGCACCAUCAAUAUCAAAUGUACAAACGGUUCUUGCUAACCAACACCAGGUAUAUCUGAUGUUCAGAUGAGUUCCAAUAAAAACAAUUUUUUUUUCAAAAA
This is a messenger RNA of Orcinus orca (killer whale), 3033 nucleotides long. It is a transcript of the gene PSMD11, whose product is annotated as proteasome 26S subunit, non-ATPase 11. Gene Ontology annotation, cellular component: proteasome regulatory particle, lid subcomplex. The record is from RefSeq and is a predicted model, not a curated record. Gene Ontology annotation, biological process: ubiquitin-dependent protein catabolic process. Lineage: Eukaryota; Metazoa; Chordata; Mammalia; Artiodactyla; Delphinidae. The transcript has 13 exons. Gene Ontology annotation, molecular function: structural molecule activity; protein binding. Bases 71 to 1339 code for a protein of 422 amino acids.